Molecule: messenger RNA, 1716 nt
Organism: Clupea harengus (Atlantic herring)
Lineage: Eukaryota; Metazoa; Chordata; Actinopteri; Clupeiformes; Clupeidae
Product: transmembrane protein 26-like
Source: RefSeq, a predicted model, not a curated record
GUAGGACAGUUCGAAUUUGAACCCAGUACUUACGGACCGUUGUGGUGCUUCAGCGAGGACAACGCUGCACAGUGUUGCACAGUUAUUUUGAGUUACUUUGACUUUACAAUGUUUUUUAGAUUCGUUAGCGCGAUUGUGACCAGGUCGUUGUUUAUUCUGUUAUCGCUAGUCGGAGUUUGGAGGGUGACGUGGGUUAAAAAUGAUUUUAUGUACUGGUUACUCACAAUUCUUUUCCUACCUCUUUUUGUCGAAAUGAUUAUAACUUUGAAAAGAAGAAAAGGAAAAGACUACAAAUGGUUCUCUCCAGCCAUCCUACUGUUCCUAAUCAGCAUCAUUCCUUCCAUAUGGAUUCUGGAAUUACAUCACCAGCAGAACAAAUCCAGUGACCCGCAGUGCAAGAAGCUGGACUCCUGGGAGAAUGUCAGGAAUAUGAUUUCUAUCAACUCCACUGUGGGGAAUCACACUUUACAGGCGGUGGCUGAUCUUGUCUCCACGAGUUUAGACCAGCUCCUCUCUAAGGUGUGUCCAAACGAUUGGAUCCUCGCUCUUCAUCAGGUGCUCCUCCUCCUCCUUAUCAUUGGCAAAUGGUUCCUCCCCAUUGGGGGCGGUGUCACCCGUGACGAGCUUUCACAACUGCUGCUCAUCUUCGUUGGCACGGCAGCAGAUAUCUUGGAGUUCACCAGCGAGACCCUGUCUGAUGUGAAGGAGAAUAGUCCUCAGCUGGUGUAUAUAAUCCUAGGAGUGUGGACGUGGAGUAUGCUGCAGUUUCCUCUCCAUCUGGCAGUGGUGACCUCGCGGCCCCAGGACUCGUGUGAAUCGGGCGCGGAUGCGGGGGGGUCGGGUGCAGAGGGGGGGUCACCUGGGUGCUGCGGCACCACCCUCCUGGCCCGGCACAGCACGGACAUCUGGAACAUCGUGGAGAGCCUCUUCAUCCAGGACGGGCCCUUCCUGGUGGUGCGGCUCACCGUCAUGACCUACUUCGACGUCUUCCACCAGAUGCUGGUCUUCUUCGCCAUCAAGAACUUCCUGGUGGUCGUGCUCAACUUCUACCGCCUCGUCGUCAUCUGCCAGGACUACAAGCCCUCCUCCUCCUCCUCGGCCACGCCACUGCGCCAGUAGAGUGGGAAGAGAGAGGAGUGAGAGGAGAGACACACACUCACACACACACACACACACACACUUUCACACCAACACACACACACACACACAUACACACACACACAUGUGACAUUUUUUUCAAAAGACUCACACACCCUAAGAUACAUGUAUAACCUCACCCCCCCCCCCCCUCCACACACCGUAAGCUACAUGUAUAAACUCACACACACAUAUGGAAACACAGGCACACACACACACCGUAAGCUACAUGUAUAAAUCCACACACACACCCAUAUGCAAACACAGGCACACACACACACACAGACUCACACACAAAUGUAACAUACAGACCUCUGUGAUAUUUACAGUGACACACUAACAUGGGUAAAAACCCUAUUCUUCAUCCCUGGAACCUUUUUGGGGGGGAAAGAGGAAUGAGGAAGAAGAAAAAAGGGAUAGGAUCAGACAAAGCCAAACAAGUGUAUAAAGCCCAUGAGAUCAUCUGGCCAUCUGAUGACCUUGUGGUUUCUGUGGUUUGGCAAAAAUGUGUGUGUGUGUGUGUGUGUGUGUGUGUGUGUGUGUGUGUGUGUGUGUGUGUGUGUGUGUGUGUGUGUGUGU